Molecule: messenger RNA, 2792 nt
Organism: Amborella trichopoda
Lineage: Eukaryota; Viridiplantae; Streptophyta; Magnoliopsida; Amborellales; Amborellaceae
Source: RefSeq, a predicted model, not a curated record
UUUCAUGAAACGAUCGAGGGUUUUCUCGUUAUUGGCCCCAGGGUGCUUAGUGGUACAUUGCUUGCGGGAUUUUUUUUCUUAUUUUGGGGUGAAUCCUUACGGAAUUUCUUUUGUUUCUUUCAUAUCCAUUUCGCGAUCGGUGCGCCUACGACCCACCUCCUUCAACUUUUCAAAGCCUCCAUCUCUUAUCCAUCAUCUGCCUUUUGGUUGCCGUCUUAUUGAGAGGGAUCUGCAUUCGCAUGAAUCACAUUUUCUAGGGUUUCGUUUUAGAGUAUUCUCAUUCUCGUUCACUUUCUCUUUUUCUUUCUUCAGAAUUGCAAGUGGCGUUCGUUUCGAGUGGGAUCUUUGUCUGCUGCUUCUGUUGUGGAAUGGUGCAUGAGCGUCUGGUUCUACUGUAAGGGCUAGGAUUUAUGGGGUUCUGAAAUGGAGUAUCUUCUUACCUAAGUUUCGUUGAUUGUUAUUUCACGCGGAUUGUGAAAAACUCUGGUGUUUUGGUUUUCCAGUCUUGAAUGAUACGUCAUCUAGGAUUUUCGUUGAAUCUUUAAGAGUACUGCAAUUUUCAUGGAAUUGGGAACUGCUGAGAGUUAAUUUUGUUAUUAAAUGACCUUAUGUUAGAUCAUUUGUUUGGGUGAGGUCUGAAGGGGAAAGUAUUUGGUUGGAUGCGAUGGAGAUUGAGGGUUUGUAGUUCAUUUGCACAGUGGAUAUUUUAGGAGGCUGUGGUUUUUCGUUUAAACUGAAGGCCUCCUUGGUUUGAUGUGUUGGUUUUUACUGAGAAUAUUCAAGAGAAAGGGAAACAUUCUGCAAAAUUGGGGAUAUUCUUAUUUUAAGAAAGCACUCGGCUUCUAUUUAGGUGGGUAACAUUGGUGAAUGAUUUACUGAGGAAUCAAAUGGGGCCACUUUACUUUGUCGUCAUCGCAUUCCCUUGUACGAUUGGAUCAAUUUGUUUAGCAAUGCUGCAUAUAUACAGGCACCUUUUGAAUUACACAGAACCCACAUAUCAGAGAUAUAUUGUCCGUAUCGUUUUCAUGGUUCCGGUAUACGCCAUGAUGUCUUUUUUGUCUCUUGUGCUGAAUGACAAAGCAAUUUACUUUAAUUCCAUCCGUGAAGUGUAUGAAGCUUGGGUCAUAUAUAAUUUUCUUUCUUUGUGCCUUGCAUGGGUUGGAGGUCCCGGUGCCGUUGUGUUGAGCUUAAGUGGUCGGGUUUUGAAACCGUCAUGGUAUCUGAUGACUUGCUGCUUUCCUGCUAUGCCACUUGAUGGGCGCUUUAUACGAAGGUGCAAGCAAGGGGGUUUGCAGUUUGUGAUUUUGAAACCCAUCCUGGUCGCAGUUACAUUCAUAUUGUAUGCUAAAGGAAAAUACGAGGAUGGAAACUUCAGUGCAAAACAAGCUUAUCUCUAUGUGACAAUCAUCUACACCAUCUCAUAUUCAAUGGCUUUGUAUGCCUUGGUCUUGUUCUAUGUAGCAUGCAGAGACCUGCUUCGCCCAUUCAAUCCUGUUCCAAAGUUCAUAAUGAUCAAAUCUGUAGUCUUCCUUACAUAUUGGCAGGGUGUUCUGGUGUUUCUUGCUGCAAAGUCUAGGAUCAUAAAGAAUGCAGAAGAGGCUGCUGAUUUCCAAAACUUCAUCAUCUGUGUUGAGAUGCUUUUUGCUGCAGUUGGUCAUUUCUAUGCAUUCCCAUACAAAGAAUAUGCCGGUGCAAAUAUUGGUGCAUCUGGUGGCCUAACUGGAAGCCUUGCCCAUGCACUCAAGUUCAAUGACUUCUACCAUGAUACAGUACACCAGUUUGCUCCCACAUAUCAUGAUUACGUGCUUUACAAUAAUGAGAGUGAAGAUGGAACAAGAAAAUACAGAUCCCGAACAUUUGUUCCUACUGGUCAAGAAAUGGAUACUGUGAGAAGGCACAAGCACAUGUUUGGGAACAAGAUUGAAGAUAUACAGUUAUCCAGCGUGUCGUCCUCUGAAGCUAGCAGUCCUUCCAAUGUAGACAGUGUACAAAAGGCUAAAGGAGAUCCGGAAGCCAUGAAAAAUUCUCUCCUUCUUGACCCAUCCAAUCCCCUUUCGCAACCUUAUGAUCUCUCCUUGAUUGAUAUGGACUUGUCUGGUUACCCAACGAAAGUUCCUCCAGCUGGUCAUUGAGGGUCCCGAUAACAUGAAUUGAUGGUGUUUUUGUGGUUGGGGAAUGAGGACUAACAUCUGUCUAACCGCUUUGUGUGUCUCAGUUUGCUGAAAUGAGCUUCAAAGCUCUUACCGUUAGGAGCAAUUGCGGAGGUUUUGUAUUGUGUAUAUGUGCUCAAGAAACUGGGUAUGUCAAAGCCCUGUUGGGUUUGCUUUAGGUCGGUGUGUCUUCUUUCCUGUGUGUUGUUUGUAGAUUGGAUUAAUCAAUUGGAAAGGGGUCACGGUUGAUGGAUAUUGAUGCUUAGCAGUGUGCAGUAUUUCCUUGGAGAUUCUUUGGUGCUACUUCAUACUUGUCAAAAAAAGAAAGAAAAAAAUUACUUGACAAGAAAAGCAAUACAAAAUUACUUGACAAGAAAAGCAAUUACUUGACAAGAACAAGCAAUUACUUGACUAGAAAGAAAAUUACUUGACAAGAAAAGCAUCUACUUGACAAGAAAGAAAAGCUUCUUUUUAUGUUCAAGUAAAAGAAAAAGCAGGGCAUUGGUGUGAGGUAAUAUUUUACUCCUUUUCUUUGUUUUGGUAGACAGGCUUUGGAUAUAUUGAAGUGCUUGACUUUCCAUUUACAAAGGGUGGCAUCCUUGGAUGUUGUAGUAUAUUAUGUAGUUAGGAAUUGCUUUUCUU